AUGUCACCGCUCGAGCAAAUCAGCCUCAUCUCGUCCGACGAGGAGAGCGAGGCUCCGCCACCAGCGGCCGCAAGGGCAAAGCGGAGCGCGGCGGCGCGGGCGGCGCCCUCCUCUCCUCCACCCUCCCGAAAGGCACGCAAGACCGACGCCCGCAAGGAUCCGGCACCCAACGCCGAGAACCCGCCGGCCGCGCCGGCCGCGGCCGCGGCACGCCCUGCGCCGUCGGCCAGCCAGCGCGCGUCCUACCUCCAGGCGCGCGAGGCAAAGCUCAAGGCGUGCCGCUUCAACCUCUCCGCCCUCCCCGCCGGCAAGCGCGUGCACGACACCUCGCGAACCAUCAAGAAGCCGACGCCGGCGUGGGCGGGCUUCUGGCCGGCGCUGCGCGAGUUCAUGCAAAACACGAUCGACCACCUCGACCUGGCGCCGCGCGGCCGGCUGCAUCCGGCGCUGUCGCUGCGCGUCGAGCGGCCGGCCGGCCAGCGCGGCACCCUCGCCUCCAUCGCCUUUCGUUGCGGCGACGAGCCGGUCUGCGCCAUCGAGGUGGAGGAGGACGAGCUGCGGAUCCUGCAGCACUACACCUUCCCGCUGCACCCGCGUGCGCUCGAGACGGGCGUGCCCGACGCUGGCAAGGGCGGCGACGCGACCGCGGGCGGCUUUGGCGACGGCUUCAAGACGGCGGCGGCGGCGCUGCUCGGCCAGCCCGCCUGCCGCUCCAUCAGCUGGACCUUUGAGACGGCAGAGGGGCGCACCGUGCGCUGGGACUUUGUCGGCGCCGAGCGGGCCGCGGUCGGCAACUUUCGCGCGUCGCGGGUGCUUGAG
Messenger RNA from Emiliania huxleyi CCMP1516, 819 nucleotides. RefSeq lists its product as hypothetical. NCBI's taxonomy places the organism in Eukaryota, Haptophyta, Isochrysidales, Noelaerhabdaceae. The record is from RefSeq and is a predicted model, not a curated record. The annotation marks the transcript as partial. The transcript has a single exon.